Messenger RNA from Penaeus indicus, 680 nucleotides. RefSeq lists its product as uncharacterized. The record is from RefSeq and is a predicted model, not a curated record. Lineage: Eukaryota; Metazoa; Arthropoda; Malacostraca; Decapoda; Penaeidae. The coding region runs from base 33 to 659 and encodes 208 amino acids. The transcript is spliced from 2 exons.
GUUGUGGCCACAGCAAAAGUGCUUAACCCAAGAUGAAGUGCUUGGCGUUUGUGCUCCUGGCGGCUGCCGUUUGCGCUUCCGAAAUCGAGAAGCGAGAGGCGGAGCCCAGCGUAGUUUAUCAUUCCGGCUACAGAACUUCAGUCUAUCCUCUACCGUCCUACGGACCAUCUCUCCCUACUCACCACCACAAGAGAUCUGCAGAUGCUGAGCCUUCCAAUGCUUAUGGUAUUAGGACCAUCUCCCACACUCCUGUUUAUGGACACAACGUUCAUACACUCCACAAAAGGGCUGCUGACGCUGAAGCUUCUCGACUUUACUCUCACAGAAGCUAUUCUUCCAUCCCCGUAACCCACGGAGGAUACCGGUUGCACAAGAGGUCUGCUGAACCAGAAGCUGAGGCUGAGGCGUCUCGUGGUUAUCUCCCUUAUCUUCCAUAUGCUCCAGUUGCAACUUACGGCCGACACAUCUACAAGAGGUCUGCUGAACCAGAAGCAGAAGCUGAGGCUUCUCGUGGUUAUCUCCCUUACCUUCCAUACUCUCCAGUUGCAACUUACGGCCGACACAUCUACAAGAGGUCUGCUGAACCAGAAGCUGAGGCUGAGGCUUCUCGUGGCUAUCUCCCUUAUCUUCCAUACUCUCUAGUUGCAACUUACGGCUGACACUUCUACUAGAGGUCUGAG